AUGGCCUUUCUGGGGCCAGUUUGUCACCUUUUGGCAGCCUCUCCAGUCCCAAAAGCUCCUCAAGCCCAAAACUUCCUGAAGCCAAGCUCUCCAGACCCAGCUCAGGCCUCACGGUGGCCUCUGCAGGCCCACAUCGUCCUGAAGUCGGCCUCUCCAGGCCCAGCUCCGGCCUCCCGGCAGCCUGACUCCGGCCUCCAACAAGCAACCUCUGAGGGCUCAGCUCCCUCCCAGCUCCCACCAGCCUUUGUAGGCCCAAGCCUUUCUCCAGCCAGACUCUGUAGGCCCACAUUCUGCCUCCUGGUGGAAUGCACAGACCCAGCUCCAGGUGGAGAACAGCCUCUGCGGACCCCAUGCUUGCCUCCCAGGGGCCUCUCCAUGCUCGGCUCUCACCUCACAGUGGCUUCCCGGGACCAAGUUCCUGCCUACCUGCCUCCCUGCAGCCUUGACAGGCCCAGCUCCUCUUGCACCGUGGCCUGUUUCAGCCCAAUUCAUGACUCUCGCUGCCCGCCCAGAGGUGUGAGCGCCUGCCUCACACUGGCCCCUCUGGCAGACAUCCUCUCUCAUGCUGGACUGAUGGGGCUCCGCUCAUGCCUCUCGUGGCCUUUCCAGGCCCAGCACCUGCCUGUGGGUGGCCUCUCCAGGCCCAGCCUCUACCUAGCAGUGGGCCCUUCCGGGCCCGCCUCUAGCCUCGCCGUGGCCCACUCAGGACAAGCUCCUGCCCUUUGGCGGCCUCUGCAGGCCCAGCUUCUGCCUCCCAGUGGCCUCCAUAGGCCAAGUUAAUGCCUCGAUGGUGGCCUUUCCAGGUCUAGCGUUUGUUGCUUUGCAUCCUCUCCAGGCCGUGCACUUCCUACAGUUGGCCUCUCUGGGCCCGAAUCUUCCUACUGUUGGCCUCUGCAGGCCCAAGUUGUCCUUAAGUCGGCCUCUGUGGGGCCAGCUACUACUUCCCGGCCGCCUCUACAGGCCCAGGUCUUCCUCAAUUCGGCCUCCCCAGCCCAACUCUCGCCUCUUGGCUGCCUCUCCAGG
This is a messenger RNA of Macaca mulatta (Rhesus monkey), 1023 nucleotides long. The record is from RefSeq and is a predicted model, not a curated record. Lineage: Eukaryota; Metazoa; Chordata; Mammalia; Primates; Cercopithecidae.